Molecule: messenger RNA, 1667 nt
Organism: Magallana angulata
Lineage: Eukaryota; Metazoa; Mollusca; Bivalvia; Ostreida; Ostreidae
Product: charged multivesicular body protein 7-like
Exons: 10
Coding region: 104-1456 (450 amino acids)
Biological process (GO): late endosome to vacuole transport via multivesicular body sorting pathway; vesicle budding from membrane
Cellular component (GO): multivesicular body; ESCRT III complex; cytoplasmic side of plasma membrane
Source: RefSeq, a predicted model, not a curated record
GACGUACCAUUUGAAAGAAACAGCAAAUUUUACAUUGAUCAUUUUGAAAAAAAAACACUUUUCGUUUCGAUUUUGUGUUUCAUAUUUUAUUUGUUUGGAUGAAAUGGAUCGCCUCAAGCCAGAUGUGUGGGAUGAUGAUACACGGAUGAAUGUUUUGUUUUCACCUUUUCGUGAAAAAGAUUUGAAUCCUUCUUCGUGGAAUCAGAAAAUGAAGUUUUGGAUCCAAAUCAUUGAGGACGAACACAAACUCACCAACAAAUGCAUCAUUGAAGGAAAAUAUUUACCACAAAUGUUUAAAAGAAAAGGGAAAAUACCUACUUGUAUAGAAACUGUACUUUCGGAAAUGCUAAGUCUCGGAAAGAUUCGAAAACUACAAAACUGUGACAUUCUUCAACCUCCAUCUGGUUCUGGUCGGAAAGGCUGGUUGACCUGGGGAUAUGACACUCUUGUGAAGUCUCCGAUUUCAUGGGGUUGGAAAACGCUGACAAAAGAAAGUUCAGAGGAGGAUAAUCCUAGAUACAUCCUUGAGAGCUGCUUGAAUGAUCAGUGCUCCAAAGUAUUGGAAAGGCUGCAGUGCCAGAUGUAUUGUGACAUUGUAAACAGCAUCAUGGAGUACUCGGAAGUGUACAGUCAAUGUGGAGACCUCUGUUCCUCAGAACUGGAAUUUAAGGUGGUGAUACAACAGCUUGUUAAAGAAAGAAAAGCUGUGAUUAGCACAGAAGAAGACAGUGUGAUUAUCAAAUUCUGCUCACAAAAUGAUGAUAAAGUAAAGAAUAUCACAGGAGAGGACUUGAAAAUUUUCAGAAUUAAAAAGACUUCAAGUGCACUAAUGAGUAAAAUGGAAACACUGUCAUUUGUUGGAGAAAGAUUGAAAAAAGAAGCCAUUCAAUACAGAAACAAAAGCAUGAAGCAACAUUCUUUGAGAACAUUCAAGCAGUACAAGAGAGUCCAGGACAGGAUUUCAAAGUUGUCGAAUUCCAUUGAUCUCCUUGAUGAUAUCUUACACAGAAUAGGCCAUGCUGCAUCUGAAGAAAUGGUUGUUAAGGCAAUUGAAAGUGGGGCCCAGGCACUGAAAGGCAUCAACGAGAAAAAUGACUUGGACAAAGUUAGUGAUGUCAUGGAUGACCUCAAUCAGGCAAUGCAAGAUCAAGAGGAAAUUCAGUCUGAAAUAAGCAGAAUUGACCAUGAGGAAGAGGAGUCACUGGAAGCUAGUCUUGAGAGUCUCUUACUGGAAGAUGGUAAAUCAGCAGUGGGUGAUCAGCAAGUGGAUGGAAGAAAACAAGCCUCCAGUGAGGAUGAACUCUCAGACCUCCUUGCUGGUCUUAAGCUACCAGACGUUCCCACUUUCUCACCAGGAAAGUCCAAGGAAUUCAGUGAAAUGGAAUCACAGAGUGAGAUAUUUGUUCCUGAUCUUUCUCCAUCUGACAAACUUAAAAGAAGCAAAGAAGCUGUAUAAUGGCGAUGGAGUGAUUUCAAAUCCCAUGUCUUUCAUUGAACAUCAUUUUACAAUUCAUAGUUUUAUCAUACUGUAUUUGAGCGGACAAUGCAUUAGCAGUUAUUUUUAUCAUAUGAAAUACAUCAUAUAUCAUAAAUUAUGUGUACAUUGACUUAAUAAAAGUAUAUUGAUUAAUGAAUAAAUCUGUUGUUAUUCCAAAAAUAAAUCAAAC